Molecule: messenger RNA, 10350 nt
Organism: Amphiprion ocellaris (clown anemonefish)
Lineage: Eukaryota; Metazoa; Chordata; Actinopteri; Pomacentridae
Gene: slc12a5a
Product: solute carrier family 12 member 5a
Exons: 26
Coding region: 633-4037 (1134 amino acids)
Biological process (GO): cell volume homeostasis; potassium ion import across plasma membrane; potassium ion homeostasis
Cellular component (GO): membrane
Molecular function (GO): potassium:chloride symporter activity
Source: RefSeq, a predicted model, not a curated record
AGAUGAGUCGGGGAGGGAGUGGAGGAACAGAUACAGAAGAAAUCACACUACUGCUUGAAUAUGCAAUCAGCUUGGCAGCUGCAGUGACUGAGCAACAUCAUCUGAACAGGGGAGAGUGAGUGCUUUUUUUGUAGUGGGUGAGAUUGAGAUCAGGAGUGGCAAAGGCAAAAAAAAAGAAAAGAAACUGAGAGAAGGAAAGAAGGAAGGAGGGAGAGCGAGUGUGCAGCUUUGAGGCGUUCCAUCAUCCACCAAACUCCUGCAGCUUCCCUCUUCCCUCCUCCUCUUCCUCCUGGAGAGAGAGAGAGAGCAACAGAGAGAGGAAGAGAGAGAGGGAGCAACAGAGAGAGAGAGAGUGAGAGAGUCACGCUUACAAGCCAGCGGAGAAGAGACGUCAAGAGGAGGAUCUACGGAGAGGGGAAAAAAAAUCCUUCCCUCUCUUCUGCUGCCUCUCUUCGUGCGUCCUACAGGCAGCAAGGAGGCAAAGAGGAGUGAGGAGGCUGGCAUAUUUUCUACGCUGCUUCCUCGCAAUUUCUGUGGCCGCAUCACAGUGCGUGGAGCGCAGGGAGAGCCGCCGAGAGCUCGAUCGGUGACAUCGCUCCGCCGCAGAAGAAGAGUAACGUAGAGGAGCCGGGAUGCUUAACAACCUGACCGACACAGAGGAGGGGGACGGGGGAGCGCAGAGCCAGGGCGACAGUAACCCCAAGGAGAGCAGUCCCUUCAUCAACAGCAGUGAUGCUGCCGCAGAGAAGAGCCAGCAGUAUGAUGGCAAGAACAUGGCCCUGUUUGAGGAGGAGAUGGACACCAGCCCCAUGGUGUCGUCUCUUCUCAGCAGCCUGGCCAACUACUCCAACCUGCCCCAAGGUAGCAAGGAGCACGAGGAGGCCGAGAACAACGAGGCUGAGUCAUCACGCAAGAAACCCGUCAAGGCUCCCCAGCUUGGUACUCUGAUGGGCGUCUACCUGCCGUGCAUCCAGAACAUCUUUGGAGUGAUCCUCUUCCUCAGGAUGACCUGGUUGGUGGGAAUCGGAGGUGUCAUUGGGACUUUCGUCAUCGUCUUCAUGUGCUGUGCCACCACCAUGCUGACUGCCAUCUCGAUGAGUGCCAUCGCUACCAAUGGAGUAGUGCCAGCUGGAGGCUCCUACUACAUGAUAUCCCGCUCUCUGGGCCCUGAGUUUGGUGGAGCAGUGGGGAUCUGUUUCUAUCUGGGAACCACCUACGCUGGAGCCAUGUACAUCCUGGGGGCCAUCGAGCUCCUCCUGAUCUACAUAGUACCCAAAGCGGCCAUCUUUCCCUUGGAGGGCCUGGAGGGUGCCGAGGCCGAGGCUGCCCUGCUGAACAACAUGCGUGUUUACGGGACCAUCCUGUUGACCUCCAUGGCAACCGUGGUGUUUGUUGGCGUGAAGUACGUGAACAAACUGGCCCUGGUGUUUCUGGCCUGCGUCAUUCUCUCCAUCCUGGCGGUCUACGCCGGCGUCAUCAAGACCGGCAUCGAUCCUCCCGACUUCCCGGUGUGCGUCUUGGGAAACCGCACUUUGGUGUGGAAGACAUUUGAUGUCUGCGCCAAGACCAUUGAAACAGCUAAUGGGACGGUCACCACCCAGCUGUGGAGCAUGUUCUGUGAUUCACCUCUCCUCAACGCUACCUGCGACAAAUACUUCGCUUCCAACAAUGUGACUCAGAUCCAGGGCAUCCCCGGGGUCACCAGUGGAAUCCUGGCAGAGAACCUGUUUGGGAACUACUACGAGAAGGGGGACCUGAUUGCCAGGAAGAACAUGGAGUCAGCGAUGGACCAGGACGACCCUCUGACCAACGCUAACCGCUACGUGUUGGCCGACAUCACCAGCUUCUUCACGCUGCUGGUUGGCAUCUACUUCCCGUCUGUGACAGGGAUCAUGGCUGGAUCCAACCGCUCUGGAGACCUGCGUGAUGCCCAGAAGUCAAUCCCCAUUGGAACCAUUGCAGCCAUCACCACCACCUCCACUGUCUACAUGUCCAGUGUGAUUCUGUUUGGUGCCUGCAUUGAGGGAGUGGUCCUCAGGGACAAGUUUGGAGAAGGCGUCCACGGGAACUUGGUGAUUGGCACGUUGGCUUGGCCAUCACCGUGGGUGAUCGUGAUUGGCUCUUUCUUCUCAACCUGCGGCGCCGGCCUCCAGAGCUUGACGGGAGCUCCUCGUCUCCUGCAGGCCAUCGCCAAGGACGGCAUCGUGCCCGCACUUCGGAUCUUUGGCCAUGGAAAGGCCAAUGGAGAACCCACAUGGUCCCUCCUGCUGACGGCGUGUAUCUGCGAGAGCGGCAUCCUCAUCGCCUCACUGGAUUCAGUGGCUCCCAUCCUCUCCAUGUUCUUCCUCAUGUGCUACAUGUUUGUAAAUCUGGCCUGUGCCCUCCAGACGCUGCUGCGGACUCCGAACUGGAGGCCCCGCUUCAAGUUUUACCACUGGGCUCUGUCCUUCUUGGGGAUGAGUUUGUGUCUCACUUUAAUGUUCCUCUGCUCCUGGUAUUACGCCCUUGUCGCCAUGGUAAUUGCUGGCUCCAUCUACAAGUAUAUUGAGUUUGCAGGUGCGGAGAAAGAAUGGGGUGAUGGAAUACGAGGUCUGUCUCUGAGCGCUGCACGUUACGCUCUCAUGAGGCUGGAGGAGGGCCCCCCACACACCAAGAACUGGAGGCCACAGCUGCUGGUGCUGGUUAAUACAGAUGCAGAGCAAAACAUUGAGCAGCCUCGUCUGCUGUCUCUGACCAACCAGCUGAAGGCAGGCAAAGGUCUAACCAUUGUUGGAACAGCUCUAGAGGGAACCUUCCUGGAGAAUCACGAACAGGCGCAGCGUGCAGAGCAGGCACUGCAUAAACUGAUGGAGACUGAGAAGGUGAAGGGCUUCUGUCAGGUGACCGUGUCUUCAAACCUGCGUGAUGCUACAUCCCAUCUGCUCCAGGCCAGUGGGCUGGGAGGCCUGAAACACAACGCUGUACUGGUCAGCUGGCCACGCAACUGGAAGCAAGGAGACGAGCACCAGACCUGGAGAAACUUCAUUGAGUUGGUCAGAGAAACCACCGCAGCUCACCUGGCUCUGCUUGUCCCGAAGAACAUCUCGGCCUUCCCAUCCAAUGGCGAACGCUUCACUGAGGGUCACAUUGAUGUGUGGUGGAUCGUCCAUGAUGGAGGCAUGCUGAUGCUGCUGCCCUUCCUUCUCCGCCAGCACAAGGUUUGGAGGAAGUGCAAGAUGCGCAUCUUCACUGUGGCCCAGAUGGACGACAACAGCAUCCAGAUGAAAAAGGACCUGACCACAUUCCUCUAUCACCUCCGUAUCGAUGCUAUGGUGGAAGUUGUAGAAAUGCAUGACAGUGACAUCUCGGCGUACACUUACGAGAAGACCCUGGUGAUGGAACAACGGUCGCAGAUGCUUAAGCAGAUCAACCUGACUAAGAAUGAGCGUGAGAGAGAGAUCCAGAGUAUCACUGAUUCAUCGCGUGGAUCUAUCCGCCGUAAGAACCCGGCCGCUGUGACCACCCAGCUGAGUGUGACCGAGGACCCGCCUGCAGCCAGCAAAGAGGAGAAGCCUGAAGAAGAGUCAAAGUCGGCCUCUUCCCCUGUGCCCCCCCCUGCCCAGGUCCAGCUCAUCCAUGACAACACCACCCCAGCCAGCCCCGCAACCCCAGCCACCCCGCUGACCCCCGGAGAGGCGGCUCAGAGCCCCGGGGAGCAGGUCCAGAUGACCUGGACUGAGAAGUGUGACGGCGAGCCAGCCAAGCCGCCCGGAGCAGCCACACCAGAGGGCAUCAAAGACAUCUUCAAUAUGAAGCCUGAGUGGGAGAACCUGAACCAGUUCAACGUGCGACGUAUGCACACAGCACUCCGGCUGAAUGAAGUCAUUAUUAAAAAGUCCUCAGAGGCCAAGCUAGUGCUGCUCAACAUGCCGGGGCCACCGAAGAACCGGACGGGUGAUGAGAACUAUAUGGAGUUCCUUGAGGUUCUCACUGAGGGCCUCAACCGGGUCCUCCUGGUCCGCGGAGGCGGCCGUGAGGUCAUCACUAUUUACUCCUGAAAGAGCAGCCCCCUCCCCCUCCAUUACCAGCCCUCCCUCAGCCCUGUUCCUGUAUCACCUGUACUCCCACCUUCUCAUCAAUGCUGCUUCAUUACCAUGCUACUCUUACCAUUUAUUUCUGUAAGAUAGUCCUCUCACAUCCAACCAAUAGCCCAGCUCAGCUUCAGCACCUCUCCCUCAGCUCCAUCCUCAGUGGACUGAUGAGCAGUAUCACCUGCUCAGCUACUAAACCUUUCACUCUAGUCCCGUAAGCUACUAUGACUAUGGUAGGCUCUAGACUGCAUUAGAUGCUAUCUAGAUUUGCUCUUAAAGAGACUUUUUCCUUUGCUAGUCUGUAGUCUACUGUAGUAACUCACAUGAAGUCACAGUCAGUCAGUCAGGAGGAGGAGGAGGUGGGUGUGGGUUGUUAGCUGAGGUGUGAGCACACAUGCACGUUUGUGUCUGUCUUUGUUUUAAUCCCUGCAGCUUUUUUUUUUGCUUUUUUUUUUUUUUUUUUUUUUUAAAUCCAAACACAAAUGUGGCAUAGACGCGGCUUCUGCUCGGAAAGAACGAGAGCCAGCUGAAAUGAGCUCAAUGUAGGAUUGUCUUUUAGUUCCCUCGUGGUGAUCGGACACCUCCCACAGCUUUCCAGCCUGUUGUCUCUGAUGUGAAUUAUCGUUCAAGGCAAAAGACACUGCUACCCACAGUCAGGACCACCAGCUGGAGGAAGGAGGAGAAUAUAGUUGUUAAGUACGAACUGUGAAACUCACAUUGAAAUUCAGAGAAGACUGAGACGGCACGAGGAUCAAACCUGCAGUCUUGCGUUUAACCUGAUCACUCUUUAGCGUAACGUCCUCACAAUGGUGUGUGUUUCGACUCCACUUGUUCUGUUACUGCCAUCACUGUCUCUCCACCUUUCCUCCUUUUCAACUCAUUUCUAAGUGGCUGUUUAUCCCCGUGGCCACUGUUAGUGCCAAAAAAAAGAGACAAGGCUAGCUUAGUUUGUAGAGAUUGACACGUAACUAAACUGUGAAUAGUGCGUUUCCUAGCAGAAGGCUGGCGUGACAGCGGAAGUGGGGAGACGGUACAAAAGCCCCCCACCAGAGGAGAUUAUCAUCGCCAGCACCCCUCGACCCUCGUGUGGAUCACUGUAAAUAAUGUACAAGCUCUGACGCGUUGUUCAGUAUGAGUGUAGUAUUUUUGUGACAUACUUAAAAAGCUUCUAGUGGAGAGAAAACGUUCCUUCGCUCAGAGGGACAGCUCAAAAACGCUGUUUUUAAAAAAAAGUUAUUUAUUUAUUUAUCGGAUUUAUUUAUUGGAUGGCAUAGGCUCCUGUCACUAUGGUAACCGUCAUUGUAACCUCGACAAAGCACUGCACCUGCACUGUCCACCACUGUGCAACAAGUGAAAUUUUUGAUGAUUUCAUCAAGUUCAUUGAAAUGUUUUAGAAAAAAAAUGAAAAACUAGUAAAUGUUAUUUUUUCAUCUAGAGAACAAAUAUGUAUUUAUGUUUAUAGAAAGAAGUUACUCAUAUUGAUGAAAUAGUCGUAAAACAUUCUGAUUGUCACUCAAAGGUAUAAUCAUUGUUUUUGCCAAAUUUAGAUACAUUCAAUGUGCCAUAUCAAAGUAUUUUUCAAAGAGAAAUAGUAAACAAAAUUCUAUUCAUUAAAUCAGAGAGAACAAAGUGUGUUUAAAAAAAAAGGUUUACAGAGGUGUCGACAUGACACUAGUGUGAUGAUGACACUGUAGUUGGAAAGUCGCCCUAUAGAUGAUGAAAGAAUACAUGUUCAGCUCUCCCCAAAACUCCCAGCUGUUGAAGUAGGCAUAUCUAUCUGAACAUCUAUCAACUAUUUAUUUAUAGGGUCUAGUCUAAAUAAGCAGAGAGAACAACGGCUUCUGUAGCUACCAAACUCACUUUGUCAAAAAAAAAAAAAAGAACUCUAUGCAGUAGACUUUCCAGUGAGAUUUUAUAUCCUCUAGAUUGGUCAAGAUUUGAGCCACACAUGUCCCCCGACUGAAUGACUUGUGAGCAAAUCAUAUUUAGGUUUUGAAAAAGUGCAUCUUGGAAGGAAUGUGCAAUAGUUGAAAUCCGGACUCAUGUGAUCAUGUUAUUUAUUUUUUUACACAUAUAUUUUGUAUAUGUAGAUUUCGUAAGUCUUAUAAAAUCCAGAAUCAUCUCACUCUGACCAAGGACAGCUGUCACUUUACUUUGAUUAUUCCUGUUUCUUUUCUCAAAGAAACUGUUUUUGGUCAUUUGCACUUGUAGUAGAAAUAUAAAUAUAAAUAAACACGUAUAUAUACACAGUAUAUACAAUAUAGAGAAGCAAAACAAAAUUAGUUUCUAGAACUAUUUAAAAACAGUAUUAAAUGUUUUUAGUGUUGCUUGAAUGUCGGACCAUAUGUUGUGAAUGCUGCUAGUAUCUAUAGAUUUAUUUGUACUGUAAAUAGAGAUGACUAAAGCAACAUUAAAGAUAAAGUGAAAAAGGGUAUAGACAUACAUAUCAGUGGUGGUGGUGGUUAUUUAUCAAGACAAGGCUGUACCUGUAUACAUUUGGCCUGCGAUCUCUGGACAGGGUUAGCUUUCUGUUUCAUUAGAAAACUAUACUGAAUACCUUGAUGCAAUAUUACAACUGAGGGGAAAACCCUCUACCCUUUUAUUCUCUUUUUAAAAAAAAAAAAAAAGCUCUCUUAAAUAUUACUAUCUUUAAUCCAACGAGUAAAGUGAACCAAUUUUAACUAACACAAUGUACUUAAGCUGACAGGAAUUGCCAAAAAAAAAGAAGUUUAAAUAUGAAUAUUUCUGGUUUAUUUGAUAAAUGUUACUGUUUGCAAAUUUUUAACACACCUACCUUUGACACCUGUGAUACUUAACAAGCAGCCAAUCCUAGUUUUCAAAGAUUUUGGGGUGCCAAGUCAUGAAGAUUUUCUUUACUAGUCACACUGAACUCUGACAAAAAGGGAUUGUUUAACACUCACACCAGUUUUUGAGGAAUACGGUUAUUUUAAGGAUUGUCAAGACAACAUUGCCUGCAUCAACUGAGCCUUUUAAAUUUAUUCAAAAGAAAAAGCUAUCCGGUGUUUCUUGGAGAAGUUUAUUGGAAAUGAAUUUAUUUAUUGAAUUAUCAGUGUUUUAUAAUUGCUGUUUGCAUGGUAUUGUGUGGCAAUAUUUGUUUUAGUGGUUUCUAUAGUGAUGACUUACAUGUUCAAGGUGCAGAGCGGUGGGGGAGGCGAUCACAUGUUCUCAAUGAGUUACAGAUUUUGAGAACUCAGGAGCGUCGCCAUACAGUCGGCGACAGGGUUAGACCUUGAAAACAAGUCUUUUGCAAAAAAAUAAGAAAAAGUAUGAGUUCACUAUAUUGUUACUUGUUAUAUUUCAAUCUUGCUCAAGUAGUCUUAUGUAACGUAAUAGGAGAUUUUGAGUUUGCGAAAAGACGGGCCUUAGGAAUGGUCAUUUCACCUUUGUAAAUAUACAGUAUAUAUCACUUAAGUCAGAGACACUGUAACCUUCUAGUGUUGUCUUUUGUUGUACUCUGUUCUAUCACUGUGGGAAAAGUCUUAGAGUUUUGUAAGAUUACGUGCAAUAUUGUUCUCACAUUCUUUUUUUUUUCUUCAUUUGUCACGGUUAUGUUUUUUUUAUUUUCUAUAAAGAACUGGAAGCGUCAGCAGUCACUUACUUUAUUAGAAUGUUUGUCACCGGGUCUAACAGACCAUAAAGAUCUAAAGUGUUCAACCCAUAUGUGGCUGAGGCAGCAACGCACUUUACACUGAGGGGGCAUCAGUCUGCAGGAGUUGGGGGUCCAAGUAGAGCCAACCUGCUCUGUACAGACUCUAUCCCACAGUGAUCUCUGGUGGCACUAGAGUGUAUUACAGCCAGCUGUGGCCGUCUGACAGCUCAGACUUAGAAAACACAAUGAAUUACCUUCAUCUCGCUCCAGAGACCUACCUGCUGAUUCCGUUAACAUCUAAUCACGUCAGCAUUUUCUUACACGUUUUAGCAUGCAUCACAUUAUUUCCUUUCUCUUGCCAAACUUGUUUAAAAAGAAUAUUAGUAACUGUUUCAAUUUAUAGUGCUUGUCACUCAAUCUGUGAGGUGAGCCUUCCCAGAAUCCCCCUCCAACCCCCUCUCACUCCCCCCAUCUGCCCCCAGAAUCCCUGGUUCUCCCCCAUCCCAGCCACAAAAUCCACCCCAGCUCUGUAUUUUAAAUGUGAUUGCAGUAUAAUUCUGAAAAAUUAUCAAAGAAUAUAAAACUCGCGCUUCCAAUUCUGGUACGGGCUCUGCUUGCACAGCACUGGAUAGUCGACUUAGAAACCAGCACGUCCCUCCACCCCCACCCCCCAAACUGAUCCAUGGUUUAGAUCAGAUCCUUCGCCUGCACAACUGUAGCAUGAGACAAACCUGCCGGUGAUCAUUACUCAGUCUCCAUCCUUAAAUGGAUAUUAAGGGCUCUGAAACACAUCUGUUACCGGGUUGAGGAGGCUGUCUUGUUAAGACACCAACAGAGAAAUAUAAAACUAAUUCCAGAGUAUUGCAGAGAGGGCACACAGUCUGUAGCUGAACACGAUCGUACCCCUCAGCAUGUCCUCACACAGACGUGCCUGUAACACAACAACUGCAUUUACAUUUCACACAGUCCAUCUCUCUGGGAGUCAGAUGAGGAAAAAACAACUCAAGUGGCUAUCCACGCAGUGCAGGCCAGAGCCCCACUCCAGUUAUGUUGUGUAACUCAGUGCAUGCAUGCAAUUACCCUGAACAAGGUAUAUUGAAAAUAUAGUGGGUGUUUGUGGUAUAAAAGUAUUUUGUUUUUGUCAGUUAGAAACUUUUCUUUCUAGUAGUAUGAUAUUUUUCUCUUUCCUUAGGACUGGCCAAUCAUUGUAUCCGAUAUUAGGAAUAUUAUUAUAGUACAAGAUUCUAUUUUUUAUGGUAGAUCUGUUGACAAGGUCCUCUCAUCGUGUCAAAUAUUAUCUGCAGAUAAAGUGAUUACCAAAGUAUAUUUCAGUUAACUACAUAAAUGAGUGUGAAAAUGUGUGCUCCAGUGAAUUAGAUGCAAACAAGUGAAUGCUGUUUUCCUUCUUCUAAAGAAUUUGUAGCAAUUAUUUGUGACAUAAAAGAUUGUUUCCACAAGGUAAUAUAAGGAACAUUGGGCAACGUCGUAGAAGAGACACCUGCAAAAUUUGGAUUAACGGACUUACUUGAAAAGGUUCAAAACUGUAGAUUUACUUCUUCUCAGUCACCAGCUGUAGUUAAAUAGAAAUAUAUCCGACAACCAACCUGCUCUGCUAUGAAGGCAUUCAAACCUGAAAGGGACAAGUUUGACAUUUUGGAAUUUCUUGGGGACUAGCAAGCAAACUGGAAACAGUUGUCCUGACUGUUCAAAGGUAACUAAAUAAACCUGCAAGCAUCUCAGAAGCUCCUAGUUUACACAUAUCUCAUUUGUACGAUCCGUACUAAAACUACUGGCUAUUUUACAGAGUAGAUCUUGGCUCCAGUAAAUUAUUCUGGCACAUAAUCCCUCAGAAAACUGAUUUGUCAGUUUCAGAUUUUGGUUUUUGCAUAAUUUAAAUGGCAUAUUAAAUAUUGAGCUUUACAGGUGCCUCAUAGUUUCCUUUGAACAGAUUCAGACUUUUUCCCAGCCAGACUGCUGCAGCUUCAUUAUUAACUGACAGACAUGAAUGAUGUUAAUCUUCUCAUUUAAGUCCUAUUUUGCGCAUAUUUUCCUACAAUACUUGGGCCUUGAAAAAUUCAGUAUUUAAUUACCGGUGCCUCCCUCCAGAGAAACUUUGUCUCUGUCCAGACUUGUUUUUAAUUCACUGGACUUGUGGGAAACAUUUUGUAUGGAUGCUUGAAAAAAUGUAAUGGAUGUAGAUGAUAUAUACGGCAUAACACACAUAAAGACACACCUGUAUCAAAUUUCACAAAUGAAAAACGUUCUUUCCUUCUGAACCGUUCAUUACUUUUCCUUGAUACUGUACCUAGUCUUAUGGUAAAGCCGUAGCGUGUUCCUUUCAGUUUUGUGGGAGUGUGUAUGUGUCUACAUGUGCACUUGUAACUGCUGGGGGCGGGGGUGGUUAUGGGCGAGGGUGGGAGGGGGCUACGUGUAAAUAAAUCAAAUACAGUUAGUGUGGAGGUGUUUAUUUUUUGUGUCAGUGUAAGUUAAGUACUCUAAAAUAAAAAAAAGACAUAUUAUUCUCUAUUGUGAUUCAUGGUACAUUAAAAAGAGGAAAAAGUAGUUUUAUCUUACAUUUCAAAUGCUUAUCUCUAUGGCUUCUGGCGAUACCCGUUCCAUUUUAUAGAUUUGUCAGCACAAAAUGCAAUAAACCAAUACCAUUUUAUUACA